Molecule: messenger RNA, 6670 nt
Organism: Hippocampus comes (tiger tail seahorse)
Lineage: Eukaryota; Metazoa; Chordata; Actinopteri; Syngnathiformes; Syngnathidae
Gene: syt7a
Product: synaptotagmin VIIa
Exons: 8
Coding region: 1730-3991 (753 amino acids)
Biological process (GO): calcium ion-regulated exocytosis of neurotransmitter; vesicle fusion
Cellular component (GO): synaptic vesicle; axon; plasma membrane
Molecular function (GO): phosphatidylserine binding; clathrin binding; SNARE binding
Source: RefSeq, a predicted model, not a curated record
UUUCAGUCACAUGUCUAAUUUCUGAUAAACGUGGCAAAAAAGGUUUGACACGAUGUAUGAUAUGUACAAUAUGUACAAUAUCGGAGGGUCUCUUACGUUGAAAAAAACAACAACACUCAAUGUCUGCAAGUUACGCCUCCACACAUGCUUCUUCCCAUCAUAAUUCUAACAGUAAUAAUAAUAUGUUUAUAAGGAAUGAAAUAAGUCAGUAACUUAAGGUACAGCUGUAUUUUAAUAGACACUUGUGGCUAAGAAGCGAAACAUGGAGAGUCUCCGUUGCAGAAACACACGAAUGCAGUGAAUGAACUGAGUGAUAAUUGAAAACAGCCUCUCAAAUACCCAUAUAACUGCCCUUAAUUUCUCAUUAUAUUAUUUUAUGUAAUACAAUAUCACUUGAGAGAAAUUCGUUUGUCGUUGAAUAAAAAGUAAUACAGUACAGUACACGUGGAGCCUCAAAUCAUGUUUUUUUCUCAAUAAGAACCCCAGGGCGUCACAGUUCUUGUAUAGGAGGGUCUGAGUCUCCGACAGUAACUUGUUUGCGAUGGUACAGUCGCAUUCGCCCGUGUAGCUUGCCUUAUAAUCUGCAAAGAGGACAGCUCUGUUUGCAUUUUUAAAAUCAUCAGCAGCUACUGUAUGUUUAUUGUUCUGACAAAGCAGGUCAAUUUCAGCAGGGAGCGAAGUGGGGCUCAGGCGCCAAGGUGAGCGUGUGAGCGCAGCUCUUGAUGUGAACCCAAUAAGACCUUGAGCUGACACCACACUGACUCAAGUCUUUCGGCUCCGCUGCACACUGUAACCAAAUUGGGACUGCGCUGCCUUGCGAGUGCUUCGACUAAAACGAAACACAGAAAACUGUAAAUUCCACACAAUGGCUCAAAUGAUGUGUCAUCCAUCUGGCGCCGAGUUAAUGUGGAGUGCGUUAUUUCACUCUCCCGUGACGUAUGACAUCACUGAGACGCUAUAUUCGGCUCGUACGAGGUUGUUAAUUUUCAGCUGGGCGUGAUUUUUGCACCUUCCUUUGGCACCUUGUGAUUUUCUUCCAACACAACACAUUCAUGUUCGUCACUACCUCAUCCUUCAUCUGCUCAAUUCCCACCCCCACCACCCACCCCCGUCCUUUCGUUUUACCCCUUCUCUAUAAUUGGUUUCUAUUUUCGGGCAUCCAUAAGAGUCUCUGUGUCUUGUGUUUGUGUCUCGCACCCCAUUUUCAGAUUCUCCGCCAUCGUCACCCUCUGCUGUUAUCGCUCUCCAUCUUACCGUUUGCCUGUACGGCCACUCCUACCAGUCUAUGAUUCCGGUUUCAUUUUGACACAACCUCAUAUCACCCAUUUUAUCUCUUAUGUGCGGCCAUUAAAUAUGAUUAACGGCGCACCGAAGACCAAAAUUGCAAAAUAACAUCGGGUGAAGUAUUGCGAAGCGGAGUAAAGUGAGGUGAAUAGCUCUCAUGACCUAAUUCAGGUAGUCUGGGAAAUGCAGUCAGCUGACGCUGGAGGAUAUAUUUAGUCGACAGCCCCCCCCCCCCCCAAAAAAAAAUGCACAGGUUAGUUUCAUACUUAUGAGUACAUAAGAUUAUAUGUCACACAGCUUUAUAUUCAUCAGUGCCAAGACAAUCUUAAAAGGGGAGUGGAAAUGAGAAGUUGGCAGAGGGAGGGAGACAUAAUGUAGGCCUUGGUUGGCUGAUGGGUGUCUCUAGAGAAGCAGCUUGUGUUUAAAAGACCCAAAAGGAGAAAGGAUGAGAGGCUGUCAGAUAGUUUUCACUCGUGAGUGGAGAAAAAUGAGGAUCUCUCAUCAGAGCAAAAAAACCUCACCGGGAAGGCCCGGAAGCUGCAAAGCUACAAGCCAAACGUCGCAGAGACGUCCCGCGCUCGUUCGGACUCGCCGCAUUCGAUCGCCACCGCCUCGAAAUACUCUUUCACGCAAGCAGCACGCUCACGGUGGGCAGACACGCAAGCUGCCCUUGCACGUGACACCGGCGCGCAGGGCGAGCGCACAGCCGGCGCACGGCUGGCUGACGCUGGCGUGCGACCAGCAGACGGCACACGGCGCUCACUCGGGUUGCACCUUCUACUGCUAUUUCUGCUACUGCUGCUACUGCUGCUGCCUCACGUUGCUCUCCUUGUCUCUCCUCCUCCUCCUCUCUCCACUUCCCCAUGAUCCGCCCUCUGACUCCUUCCCCACCCAUCCUUCCGCUUCCUCUACCCCCUUGCCAACAUCAACUUCCUGUGUUGACGAACUUUCGAUCCAUCCUGACGUCAACCUGACGGUUUCUGCCGCGAUUUCCUGCUGCCCUCUGUCACCUUGCCGCACCUCUGAUGGUUCUGUCGCUCUCCACUACACAUCCUGCCCUGAACAACUCACUCCCUCCUGCCCUAACACCUCUCCUACUUCCUCUUCCGACUCCUUCUCCUUCCAUCGCCAUGUCCUUUGCCGGCCGUGGCCAUCUUCUCGUUCUCUUUCCUCCCUGCUCCUCUGCCCUCCCAGCUUUGGGGAUCCGGUAUUGUCCUACGCGUCCACUCUGGAACACAUUCCCACUGGGCCGACUCGCCCUCGGACGCUGCUACGCCAGCAGAGUCUCCAACAGCCCCUCAUGAACCCGCCGGGCUCUGGAUUUGGCCAUCCGCCCACCACAUCCCAGAGUUUGGGACAGUUACACACAGCACCUGGACAUCCUGGGGGAGGCGGGGCUGCUGGGAGAGGAGAGGCAGGUGGUGGCGCCGGCGAGGGCGGAGGUGCGGGUAAAAGAGCUGUUCCACGGACCGCACGAGGCAGCCCCGCAGGAGCGGGCGCCACUCGCUAUAGAGGAGGCGGCGCAGGAGGGCGCUCGCGUGCCAAUCCGGGCAGUUGGGAUUACAUGAUGGACCAGAUCCGGAAUCGCGGUAUGGACGUCAAAUCCUUCCUUGAAGGGAAGCUGGUGGUCCUAUCUUUGGCCAUCGGUGUGGCCGAGCAAGACGACUUUGCCAAUAUCCCUGACCUGCAGGAAACGCAGCAGCAGACAGUCCCGGCAGCCGGUCAGGAGCCACCCCUCGAGAAGAGGGGCAACAAGCCAGCCAACAGUCCCAAAGGCCAACCGCCCGAUGCUGACGGCCAUUCCUCCGUUACCGACCUGGCUAACUCCCUCACUGGAGACAUGGUGAUGCUAUCUCCGGGUUCAGAGGACGACGACGGCGAGGGGCCAAUCAGUGAGAAGCUGGGUCGGAUCCAGUUCAGUAUAGGCUACAGCUUCCAAAACACAACCCUGACUGUCAAAGUUCUCAGGGGCCAGGAGCUCCCAGCCAAGGACUUCUCUGGCACUUCGGAUCCCUUUGUCAAAAUCUACCUGCUGCCUGACAAGAAGCACAAGCUGGAGACCAAGGUCAAGAGGAAGAACCUCAACCCCCAUUGGAAUGAAACCUUCCUGUUUGAGGGUUUCCCCUAUGAGAAGGUGAGAGAGCGCACACUUUACCUUCAGGUGUUGGACUACGACCGCUUCAGCAGGAAUGACCCCAUUGGAGAGGUCUCAAUCCCGCUUAACAAGGUGGAGUUGGGUCAGAUAAAGACCUUCUGGAAGGAGCUCAAGCCCUGCAGUGAUGGCAGUGGGAGACGAGGGGACUUGCUGGUGUCUCUCUGCUAUAAUCCCACUGCCAACACCAUCACUGUGAACAUAAUCAAAGCCCGUAAUCUCAAAGCCAUGGAUAUCGGAGGCACCUCAGAUCCGUACGUGAAAGUGUGGCUGAUGCACAAAGACAGGCGUGUCGAGAAGAAGAAGACGGUGACGAUGAAGCGCUGUCUCAAUCCCGUCUUCAACGAGUCCUUCCCCUUCGACGUUCCCGCCCAUGUGCUGAGGGAGACCACCAUCAUCAUCACCGUCAUGGACAAGGACAGACUCAGCCGCAAUGAUGUUAUCGGCAAGAUCUACCUGUCAUGGAAGAGCGGUCCAGCGGAGGUGAAGCACUGGAAAGACAUGCUGGCCCGGCCGCGCACCAACGUGGCCCAGUGGCACGCUCUCAAGGCCUGAUGGCACCGCCCACCUUCCUCCAUGGCCCCUCCUUUCCCCGCACCCUCUCCUCCCGCCCCCCCCCAGUCCCGUCUCCUUAUGCACAAGACUGACUUGCUGCCAGGCCGCGAAACACGGGUACAAUUAGCCAUCUGCUCUCUUAAACCUUUAAACUCUUUUCUCUUGCUCCUUCUUGUCCCUCCUUCGCGUACGCUCCUUUCCUCCACGUCUGUUUUGUCACCGCUUUGUCCGCGCGUCCCCUCUCUCCUCUUUUCGACCGCCCAUAUCUCCUUCUGCGCUUUGUCUGUGGAGGGCGGCCUAAGGUUUUGUUUCGAAAUGCGGACCCCCUUGGUUCCGGAACUGCACUGCACUGCACUGCAGCCGCUGACCCACUGAAGGUGCCAGUCCCGUGGGAUCACAGAGAAUCUUAAGUGAUACAUAAUAUAGUGUAGAAUAAUUCCAGGAACACAAUACUAUCCAUUAUGUACUGUAUGUACAUAAACAUGAAUAGAUUAGGCGAAAUAGAUCCCCCUCCCUCCCCGCAAAACAAAUACCUGUUUCCCUUCAUUCGUCUCCAAUGUACCGUAUCUUGCAUUAUGUUCCUCCCUCCUCUUACUUACACUUAGUGUGGUUUAAUAUUUGGCUUGAGCCAUAGAAAGCAAUCAAUCUUCGUUUUUUUUUUUUUGUUUUUUUUUUCAUUUUUGAUGAAACCAGCUGAGUUCCAGAUGGUAUUGUUGAUACUCGUGUCUCUCUCCUCUUUUCUCCUCUAUUCCCUCAUUUCCUCUUUAUUGUUCCCUCUUUCUUAUCCCCUGGCACGAUAUUAGGGGCCCCCUCUCCCUCCCAACUACCCCCCCCCCCGACAAACACCACCCUCCCUUUGUCGUCUGUGUGCUGUGGGUGCUGUGCUGUAGCUCCAAACAAAAAUAGAGGUUAAAAGACAUACUGUACAUGUACUGAACUUUCCGAAGCUGGGAAAGCGGGCACACGAUAAAACCCAUACGACGGAUCACUCCUGAUUUUUUUUUCCAGACAAUAAGCCCUUGACACGGAGAGAGAAAAAAGAAGACGCGGAGGAUUUAAAAAAAAAAAAAAAAACAACUACAUCCCAGACGCUACGAUGAUGUCAUUUUUCACAGCGAAGGAGAGAACCAGUUUCAAAUCUUCUUGCAACAAAGGCAACGCAAAGUGUGUGCUGUUUUGUGUGCAUGCGUUCCAAUGUGCGCGCUCACUUCAAUUUGUGGAUUGAAUUCUUCGUGCUGCCCUGCGCUCUUCUUGUUUUGCCCCGUUGUGCUGAAGAUCUCAGAGAAUCGCUCCAUCUUCCCGACAUGGUGGCCUCUGUGGCGCAUCCGUAUUAAUGUAUACCUGCUGGCGCAAGCGUGUGCGUGCGUGUGUGUGUGUGUGUGCGCGUGUGUGUUUUAUGCUUGAGCAACACAACUCCGUUGUCGCAGCAGAAGUCUUCUCUUUUCUCUUUCUCUCUUCUUACUGCCAUCGCUUCCCCCAUCCUCCUCUACUGCCCUGCCUUCCGAACGAGGGCGAGGGGAAGUUCUUAUCUGCACUUUUUCAAAAUGUAAUAAUAAUAUGAAUAAUAAUAAUAAUCAUGACAACCUUGAGGUUGAGGAUGGUUUCGAUGACGAUGAUGGUCGCGGUGGAAAUGAAGGGAGGAGUGUGCGAAAGGCGAGAUUGGGGAGAGGCCGCCUCUGCGCUGUGGCUUGAGGGUGUCGAGAUGAGGAAGAGGACGCAGAGGAAGGAUGAAGGGCUCUCGUCCGCCUCUUUGUGCGUCGCUUGUUAUUUUGGAGCACGUGCACCGGCAUGCAUGGGGAUGUUUCCUGUCGAUGGACUGCCGUGGUGAGAAAAGAGAAGCUCGCGCUUGGCUUUGCUUGUCUUCAGGAGGCUUGCCAAGCCGGCAUUGUGAUGACACAAAGUGUGAAAAGCACGAUCCAACGGGGGAGACUGACAUUUUCUGUAUGAUGUUCACAAUGCUGUAAUCAGUCAGUGCCGGAAUGGAUUCAGGCUUUUUUUCUGAUUCCCCCCCCCCCCCCGCCCCCCCUCGUAAAAGACAGCCGAGAAUUUUGUUUCGCACUCCGUGGGUGUGAUUUUUUUUUUGAAGAUGGGCUGAUCUGUGACCGCGAGAUACUGGAAAAGAAGAUCAUCUUUUCCCCCGGGUGCUUGAGACCAGCGCAGGGUUUCAGUGGUUGCCUGCUUUGUCAGCCACAGUCAACUCACAUUCCCUCGCAGUAAAUAAAACAGACAUGCAUGGACAACAUGGAUACUUGCAGACAUUUAAAGCGACUUGCUCACAAAUGUUUUUACAGUCGGAAAAAUUCUUUGAGGCCAAUUCCGAAAACUGGUGAUUCUUUUUUGUUUUCCUCUGUUUCCGAUUUUAAGGACUUCUAUCUGAAGUCGCCGUAUUAGAUUGACAGUUAAAAGUUGAGCAGGGUGUGGUUUCAGCACAUUCAGCUGGGGAAAAAAAAUUUUUUUGAAUCCCCAUUUGGUAUAAUUGGCCAUGUUUUUUUUUUUUUUUUAUCAUUCAAAAUUGGCUGGGUUGUUAACCACACUUUUCUUUGUGGUCUGUCAAAUUUACAAGACAUAUUUAUUUUUGCUUUACAGGGCCUUUAACAGUCGAAGGUUGUUACUGGACAUGGUGGUUGUCAAUGACCAUGCAGUUCGAAAUAAACAGGUGUGUGUGUUUUUGGGUCAUUU